UUUUACCCUGAUCUUCUACUCACUCUCCCUUAGUAUGCACUAGAUCUAGAAGUCUUUCCUUUGAUGCAAUAGAUCUAGAUAGAACUUCCUUUGAUGCAAACGAUCUAGAACUUCUUUGUUGAGUACGCAUUAGCAGUUGUCUUUUCCUUUUGUUACUAGAUUUGAUUGCACCAGUAGCCACCGACCUUACAUCUACACAUUUUUUACAUGGAGUAUUUUCUUAGUACGUACUUAGUAUUCUUGAAUUUCUCCUUCUGCAUCUCCAAUGAGGCGUCGUUCUUCGAACAAAAUGCCGAGUGUCAACGCUGGUGCGAAUCCGGGUCACCCUGUGCCUGGGUCUUCUGGUCGUGGAGGAGGCCCUGAAGUGGUCUCCGAUGUGCCUAUGUCGGAAGAAGAAAAGCGAGAAAAAGCUCACCAAGAAUCUCCGGUGAUUCGCAUAUUGAUCUUCACUGAUACGCAUUUGGGGUACAAGGAUACGGAUCCGGUGCUAGAAAAUGACGCUAUGGACACGUUCGAGGAGAUGCUAAACCUUGCGAAGACGAACAAAGUCGAUAUGAUCCUUCAUAGUGGUGACCUCUUCGACGAAAAUCGGCCGAGUCGGAAUACCAUGUUUCGGACGUUCAACUUAUGUGCCGAAAAAGUCUGGGUGAUAUUCUUAAUAACAACAAGACCGAUUAUAGAAGACGCACGUAGCAUCUGUAGGCUCUCACCCGUUUUCUGUACUCUACACGUCGUUGAGUAUGACUGUGGCUUGCACGAAAAGUACUGAUAACGACCAUUGCCUCUCUGCUGAAGAGACUGCAGAUUCUCGAGUGCUAAUAAUAUCAAAUUCAAGCUCUCCUUUGCCUUUCCGUUUUAUCUAGAUACUAACUUCAGUUCUAUCAACAUGAUAGCCUCUCCUUUCCUCUAUUUCCCUUGUUCAUAUCCCCUGAUGUCUACGUAUCUGUUCGGGGACCGAACGAUUCCGAUUUCCGUCACCCACGUAGACGAGCACGCCAAUCUCGCUGCAGCUGACAUCAACUUCUACAAUCCGAACUACAAUGUCAGUAUCCCAAUAUGACACAAAAAAUAAAUUUCAUACUCAUAGGAUCCUCAAAAAUAGAGGCCGCUUGUUAUUUUCACCACUAACUUAGUAGCAUUAACAAGUGCCUAUUGUCUUGAGGAUCGAUGAGUACUACGAUUUUUCCUUUCAUAAGCAAUGUUCAUGAUUCACGGCAACCAUGACGAUCCAGGAGGCAUGCACAAACUCAGCGCAAACGAUGAAUUGAGUGCGAAUUGCUUAGUCAACUACUUUGGCAGACAGGAGGACGUAGAGGACAUCAAGAUUGGAGCUAUAUGUAUCGAAAAAAACGGAACCAGAAUUGCGUUGUAUUAUGGCUAUUCUUCAAGUGCUUAGAUGUGCAUAAUUCUCACCUACUGACCAUGGAGGAGUUAGUGUUCCUUGAAAAGUCCAAGAACUCAACAUACAAGUGAUGUAUCAUGUUGUGUAUAAGUAGUGGAAUGAAGAGCGGACGACGACGUUCUUGCGUAGAAUCUUGAAGGUCGUGACUGUGACGGUUCAUCAGGUAUAUUAAGCACGCGAGUUUGAGCCCACUUGUAAUUCAGCAGCCCUACAGCUACAAUCCUUAUAUUUCUAUCCCCGAUAAUAUUAUCUAACCCGUCGGUCUCGGCAACGUCCGAGACGAGCGAUUGAACCGCGCAUUUGAACAAGAUCGUGUCAGGUGGAUACGACCUGAUGAGGCAGAGGAUGUUAGAGCAGGAAAAAGUCGAUACUUCAACAUCUUUCUGAUACAUCAGAAUCGUUUCAAGGGGAAUUUUGGUAUUACAGUUAAUAUAGUCAUGGAUCUACUUGGUUUGUUAUGUUCAUGGUGCGUUUACUAUCUGAGCUUGUUUUACUGGAGGGACGCAAGCCUGCGAUAGUCGUGGAUGUACUUAGUGCCUUUCGUCAGUCUCAUACAUUUCUAUAGCGUGCGUCUGAUGGCGUGUCUUGCCGGACUCGCGCGGGCGCAGAUUCUAGGCUAUGUGCAAAGGCGCCCUGUGACUCCAGCCAUGGCCCUCGUAAUCUUCUAGCACCGCCAAUAAGCCAAAAGCACCACAGCACACCCGCCACGAAUUGGCACAACACGGCACGGGCGGGCGGCACUGGGCGGCGGACGGCGUGACGCUGUACAGCAGCGGAGCGCGCCGCCGCUACAGCGAAGAGCGCCCUUUUGAUGGUGGGGCGCAUCGGGUGCCACCGUCUGGCGCUGUGAAUGCAGGCAGCGUCUGGGCCCGUAAUCCGCUGGGCACUGUGUGCGUGAAGUUUCGCGAACCAGUCUGAAGCAGCCACAGCGCUGGAAUGUGUGAAAGCAGGCUGGCAAAGGUGAGCGCUGGCGCGGAAGCCAUUGCGUGGCCUUUUUUUUCCGUAGGCCUCGCUUGGAACUCCAUGGGCAACUGAAUAAGUAGAACAAGUGGAACAGGACGAUUCACCUGCACCCCCCCUCGAGUUGCUUACGCUGUUCGGCUUCUCUCUCUCAGUUAUUGACGCCUCGCGCGCAUUGUCAGCAGGCUGCAGCUUGUGCCAGGUAUCUCUCUGCGCCGGCAGAGGUCGGCUUGUUCUGAAGCAGCAUGAAGAUGAAGGAGGCCCGCGCAGGUGACUCAUCGAGCGAGUGGCCUGUCCUCGCCUUGGAGGUGCAACAAAUUCGGAAGGCGCUCAGCUUGGGCGCGAUCCAAUGGGCGCGCCAUGAGCGGCGACGAAACAGGAGGAGGCCGCGCGGGAGUGAGCGAGGGAGCUAUUGGUGGGCAGCGGCUGAACGCGAGGAGACAGCCAGAGGCCAAUCACCAGGAGAGCACGGGGACCAAUGCGCUGGGCUUUGCUUUCUCGUAGUUAGCAUUUUUGGGCCCCUCGGUGUUCUGACCAAAGGCGUGAACGUUUCACAAAGUAAAAGCAGCCACCUAUAUUUAUAUUUAUUGACGCGCCCUACAACUACUUGAUUGUCCAUGCUUGCGUUAAUAUUGCUGUCACAUGAUGAUAAUGGGUCUGCAAAAAUUGCAGCGCUUCUCGGAGAGACUCCGGACUUGUUUUCCCCACACCGACACCAGGUGGCGUCCCUAACAAGCAAUGUGUGAGAGAAGAAUCGUUACCGGAAUGGCUGGACUUGGUUAUUUGGGGUCACGAACACGAAUGCAAAGUGGAUCCUGUGGAGAGCUUAGCUGGCUAUCACCUUAUCCAGCCAGGAUCCUCAGUAGCAACGAGCCUCAUUCCAGCAGAAGCAGUCCCGAAGCAAGUUUUGUACAUGGAACUGAAAGGGACGCAAUAUAUUAAGGCUCCUGACAGAACUUCCUGCAUCUGUAACUAAAAGUCUAGGAAAAAUUGAUUAUUUCGACCACAGCAUGAGCAACAUUAUAACCGUUAUAGGGCUGAACCGUACAACCUUAAUACCCAUCUCUAAUCCGCAGACGCUGAAGUCGCCUUUGACGAGCGUCAGACCUUUUAAACUGGACGAGGUACGCUUAGACGAGUACCUAUCGGAUCCGACAGACCAGAAGCAGAUCUGGGAUAGGUUGACCCAACAUGUACAAGCGCUGAUAGAUUUGAAUGCUGAAGAACAGGCGCAGAAGAUGGACGAGAAUAUGCGAAGCGAUAAAUUGCCACUCUUAUGUUGUUGAUGUUGUGUCUUUGGCUUUCUUUUGGUCGUUUUUCGGCUUCGACUAGAGGUAGACGGUCAAAUAUCCGCUUGAGCACGUAGUUUUGCUUUCUGGUAUCAAUAUUCACAUCACAAUAAGUUCAUCCUUGAGUCCUCGAGUCCUCGUAGAUCGUAGUUCCUAUAAUUCUCUAAUCUGCGUCCGCCUCCGCGUGAAUUACACAGACUUCCCCUGUUACGUUAUCGGUAACAACCGAUUUGGGCAGCAGUUUGUGGACAAAGUAGCCAAUCCCGAUUCUGUGUUGUACUUCUUCAAGAAAACUUCUAAGCCGAAGAAGAAAGUCCCCGCUUUGGAUGAGAAUGGGAAUGCGAAGUUGGACGAGUUUGGGGAAGUCAUUUACGAAGACGACGACCAACAAGCGGAACAAGAUCCAGCGGCUGCGGAAAUUAAGGCUUCGGGUAAUCCAUCUCCAGAAGUGGUCUAUGCCAUCUUCCUUGGGGCCUUCCUGGCCCCUAAGGAGAGCCUUGGCCCCUAAGGAGAAAGUUUGAGGCAGCAGGAUGACACUCAAGAAGAUGGAUUCCAGGAAGCUCUAAGGAAAUCAAUUUGUUGACCCGUGAGCAACAGCGGCGCUCAAUGGCGGAAACAUUAGCAGGGCUAAUGCCGAAAGUAGAACUGGACCUGUUCUCGCAGGGUGAUUUGAUGGAGGCUGUUACUUAUGGAUGGAGAUGAUGGGUCUGGGUGUAAGUGGUAGUGAUAGCCAUCGUCAAAAGAAUUUGAAUUCUAAUUGGACUAGUAUGCUUAGCACUAGCUAUAGUACUUAGGUGCGACUACGUCUACGAAGAUGAUUCUGUCCUCCCCCCACUUCUCUAACCCUCCCAAUACGUCGAAAAAGGCGACGCCGGCAGCAUUGAGCGCUACGUCCGAGCCACGAUAGAGUCAACGAAUGAGCAAUUAUUGGCUCUUCCUACCGAAACUACCACCACAGACCCCAACGACAUCUUGAUGGCCUUCAAGCACAAGCGGGAACAAAUCCGAAACGAUGUCAAAACAAAAUUGGCAAAUCCAGACUACGUGGCAGAGAGCGGGAAUGCAUCUGGCGUACCUAGAUUUGAAGAUGAUCCAUUAGAUGACCCCAUGGAUGAACCCGUACAACCGGCAAGAGGGAAGGCAAAAGCUAAAGCCAAAGGUCGUGCAAAAGCAAAGGGGAAAGCGAAGGCUAAAGCCCCAUCGGCCUCAUCGAGUCCGUCGGAUCAUAAUGUGCAGCAGUCAUUUCAGCCACAGAACCGAGGUGGAUUUUUGGGAAUGCAAAUGCCGCCUCAGCAACAACCAGCAUCAGGAGCUUCGUCCUCUUCCAUGGCUGGAGGUGGUAUGCAAAUGGGCAGCUCGUACCAGAAUCAAGGUCUGCAACCACCACCAAAACGACAGCGAACAGACGACUCUCAGUUUGGUGGAGGAGGUUCACAGUUUGGUGGAGGUGGAUCUCAGUUUCAACAACAAGGUUUCCAACAACACGGUGGUAUGGGAGGUAAUCUCCCACCUCAUCAACAUCAAAGUCAGAUAAAUAGAAAUACCCAAGGUGGAGCAGUGAGGGGUCCUGGGGGAACGCAAUCGCAAAGGACAAAAAAAUUGCCUUGGCAGUGACAGACAACAUGCUAUUGACUCCCUUACCGAUUUCUGCAAUGGAGGCAAUGCAAGCAAUUAGAACAUGAACAUGAAUUCACUGAAUAUGCAGCAUCCUCUAUUCCGAACGACUUCGACCCUUCGUUGAUAUUGAAGACAUGACACAUAUUUUUUGCUUCCUGUGAAACAACAAGAC
Messenger RNA from Amoebophrya sp. A25, 5440 nucleotides. The record is from the annotation of a GenBank genome assembly. Lineage: Eukaryota; Dinophyceae; Syndiniales; Amoebophryaceae.